AUGGCGAGGCCACGGGAGGCGAUUGCUGAAUGCCUUUCUGAAUUGCAAUCUGAAUCUCAAGAGAAUCAGCAGAAAGCUCUGCUAACAUUGGUUUCAAUCACAAAGGUGAGCCCUCAAAAUCGGAACUUGUUAGCGCAAACAAAUGGUGUUGUUUCUACCUUGCUCAGCCUAUCGAUGUCUCCAUCAUCAACUACUAUUCAGCUUCUCGCGCUCUCAAUUCUAUUCAAUCUCUCACUCAAUCCUAAUCUCAAGCAAACUCUAGCAGACAUGGAGAAAAUCCUGUUUCUCAAUUCGGUGAUUAUGUCUUCGACUUCAGCUGAACCAAGUAGGAUAGCAGCUUCACUUCUAUGUAGUUUGGCAAUGUUAGAUAAAAACAAGGCAAAAUUUGGUGUGGCUGGAACGGUUGAGGCUCUAGUUAAGGUCAUCUCGAGGUCACGAGGCCCUGCUUCGCAUCAUUUCCUGAGUACAUUGGCUGAAUUGGUGCAGUUUCAUGGGAAUUGCACGGUGGCUGUUCAAUCAGGGGCAGUUCCGGUGCUGAUCAAGUUGGUGGAAGAUUCUGAUUGCGAGGAUCUUGCUGGAACAUCCUUGGCGAUACUAUGCUUGCUUGCGAGGUUUGAAGAGGGACUAACUGCUUUGAAAGAGAUAGAUAAAAUUGUGGCAUUACUAAUCGAAAUUUUGAAGGGAAAGUGUAUGUUGAGUAAAGAGGGAGCUGCUGAUAUUCUACUCCGUUUAUUCGAAGAAAGUGAGGGAUGCAUAAGAGAUGCUUUGAGGCUGCCUGAGUUUUCAUCUGUGCUAGCUGAUCUCUCGGUUCGAGGGUCAGUGAAAGCUCGAGAGAAGGCUAGUUUACUCAUGAAGAAACUAAUGGAAGCUAACAUGGAUGUUGUUUAUGGUGAUACUGGCAACAAAACAGCUGCAUAUUUGCAAUGCAAUGAAGAUUUUGUUGGAGAAAUUGUUUCAGAGAGGUUCUCUGUGUCGAGACGUAGAUUUGAUGGAGGAGAUUAUGGAGAAGAGAUGCAAGAUCCUAAAGAUUAUGUGAAGAAGAUCGGAUUCGGAAGUCAGCAAGAUCCUGAUUUAGGUCCCGAACAGCAGCUAGGUUUGGGUGGUGUUUCUUUCUAUUUAUCUUUUGUUGGUGUAGCUAUUGUUUGUUCUCUUUUGGCACUUGUUGUGUAG
Messenger RNA from Solanum tuberosum (potato), 1170 nucleotides. RefSeq lists its product as uncharacterized. The transcript has 3 exons. The record is from RefSeq and is a predicted model, not a curated record. The coding region runs from base 1 to 1170 and encodes 389 amino acids. Gene Ontology annotation, molecular function: protein binding. Lineage: Eukaryota; Viridiplantae; Streptophyta; Magnoliopsida; Solanales; Solanaceae.